AUGGUGUUUGCUGUGAAUGAAAUCAAUGAGAACCUUAAACUUUUACCCAACAUCACCUUGGGGUUCCAGAUCUAUGAAAGUUACUUCAGUGCCCGCAUGGCUAAUCAAAAUACGCUGAACCUUGUAUCUCGCCAUAAGAAGACUGUCCCAAAUUACAAGUGUGAUAUUGAAAAGAAUUUGAUUGCAGCCAUUGGGGGCCUUGAUUCUGAAAUCACUCUGCCCAUGGCCUCCAUCUUAACUCUCUACAAAAUUUCCCAGAUCCACCCUUUUCUGAAGAAGAUCUCGUUUAACAACAGUGCAGGAGACACCUUGUUUUUCAAUGAGAAUGGCGAAUUAGUGGAUGGAUUUGAUAUUAUCAACUGGAUAACUUUUCCAAAUCAAUCUUUCUUAAAAGUGAAAGUCGGGAAAAUGGAUCCUCAAGCUCCAUGGGACAAACAGUUGUCUAUUAAUGAGAAGAUUAUUACCUGGCAUGAUACAUUUGGAGAGGUUGUGCCCUUGUCCCUGUGCAACCAUCACUGCCUUCCAGGCUAUACCAGACAAAGCAAAGAAGGGGAACAAUUUUGUUGCUAUGGUUGUGCUGAAUGUCCAUCAGGAAAGAUUUCCAACCAAACAGAUAUGAAUGACUGCUUCAAAUGCCCUGAAGAUCAAUAUCCGAACAAAGAAAAAAUCCAAUGCCUUUCCAAGGAACUCAAUUACCUGAGUUAUGUUGAUCCUUUAGGCACAGGUUUGUCUGUUAUGGCUCUUGCUCUUUCUACAACCACAGUCUUGGUGCUUGGAAUCUUUAUUAAGCACCGGAAAACUCCUAUUGUCAAAGCAAACAACCAAACUCUCACUUACGUUCUCCUUAUUUCGCUCCUUCUCUGCUUUCUCUGUUCUCUGUUAUUCAUUGGCUGCCCCAAGUCACUGACUUGCCUUUUCCGACAAACUACAUUUGGGAUCAUCUUCUCGGUAGCUGUUUCUUCUGUCCUGGCCAAAACAAUUAUAGUGGUUCUUGCUUUCAUGGCUACUAAACCUGGAGCUGGAAUAAGGAAAUGGGUGGGGAACAGAUUUGCAUCUGCUAUUGUUUUGUGUGGCUCGCUUAUUCAAACUAGUAUUUGCAUGAUAUGGCUGGGUACUGAUCCUCCAUUUCUAAAUUUAGAUAUGACAACUCUGCCUAAAGAAAUUGUAUUGGAAUGCAAUGAAGGGUCGGGAAACAUGUUUUACUAUAUUCUGGGUUACAUGGGAUUUCUGGCUCUCAUCAGCUUCACGGUAGCUUUCUUGGCUCGGAAACUGCCAGACACAUUUAACGAAGCCAAAUUUAUCACCUUUAGCAUGUUGGUCUUUUGCAGUGUCUGGUUGUCUUUUGUCCCAACUUAUCUAAGUACCAAAGGGAAAUACAUGGUGGCUGUGGAGAUCUUCUCCAUUUUGGCUUCCAGCACUGGGUUACUGGGUUGCAUCUUUGCUCCGAAAUGUUACAUCAUCAUUUUGAGGCCUGAUCUUAAUAGCAAAGGACAAUUAAUAAGAAAAAACAAGAAGGAAAAUAACUUUUGA
Messenger RNA from Ahaetulla prasina, 1530 nucleotides. RefSeq names its product vomeronasal type-2 receptor 26-like. The transcript has 4 exons. Gene Ontology annotation, biological process: G protein-coupled receptor signaling pathway. The record is from RefSeq and is a predicted model, not a curated record. NCBI's taxonomy places the organism in Eukaryota, Metazoa, Chordata, Lepidosauria, Squamata, Colubridae. Gene Ontology annotation, cellular component: membrane. Bases 1 to 1530 code for a protein of 509 amino acids. Gene Ontology annotation, molecular function: G protein-coupled receptor activity.